Molecule: messenger RNA, 246 nt
Organism: Aspergillus mulundensis
Lineage: Eukaryota; Fungi; Ascomycota; Eurotiomycetes; Eurotiales; Aspergillaceae
Exons: 1
Coding region: 1-246 (81 amino acids)
Source: RefSeq, a predicted model, not a curated record
AUGUCCGCCCAGUUCUCCGGCCGCCAAUCCCCGCCCCCCGAGCGUCAGACCGGCGCCCAGGAGAACUCGCCCCCCGGCUCCGGCCGCACAGACCCCAAGUUCGCUCCCCCGCCCGAGUACGCGCCCAAGACUGCGGAGGCGCAGGGGUCCGCUCAGGAAAGCCAGACUGCGGGCCUGAGCAGUAACCCCAAGCAUAUCCUUGAGGAUAUUGAGAACGCGAAGUACACGAAGGGGACGGGGAACUAA